Messenger RNA from Cucurbita moschata (crookneck pumpkin), 695 nucleotides. Its product is annotated as heavy metal-associated isoprenylated plant protein 43-like. The record is from RefSeq and is a predicted model, not a curated record. Bases 156 to 545 code for a protein of 129 amino acids. Gene Ontology annotation, molecular function: metal ion binding. Lineage: Eukaryota; Viridiplantae; Streptophyta; Magnoliopsida; Cucurbitales; Cucurbitaceae. The transcript is spliced from 2 exons.
AAGUAUUGGUGCAACUUCCGCUGACUUUAGAGUAAUGAAAUGGGUGAAGUCAAAUUCUCCAGGACCGUCGGAUUAAUAAUCCCUGUUGAUCUAAGAGGGUGAGCUAAUUCUAUAUAAUUCCACCAACAACCCAUGACUCUAUCACUUCUCCUCCCAUGGCGAUGACCAAAACCAUUCUGAAACUUGACAUUACAUGCCACAAAUGCAAGACCAAAGUCCUCAAAGCUGUUACUGCCCUAGAAGGCGUGGACAAGAUUGAGAUGGACGAAGCCAAGGGGACCUUGGCCGUGACGGGCACGGCGGAUCCCUACGACAUAGUUACACGUACCCGGAAGGCCAUUUCUUGCGCUGGCAAGAUUGCUGAUAUAGACACCAUUGGACCGCCACCCAAGCCCAACCCACCGCCCAAGCCCACCCCCCAACCCUCAUGCUCAUGUCCGCCCUUCCCGCCACCCUAUUGCCCAUGUCCGUCCUACCCGCCUUAUUAUGGAUCGUCGUACGUGGUCGUGCCCCAUGAAACCUAUCCUUCUUGCUCUAUUCUUUGAUCAAACCUACGUCUUCAUAUAAUUAUUGGAUGUUUGCAAAAUCAUUUUAAAUUUUUUAUUUCAAUGCAUUUAUCUUAUUAUCGUGUUUGUGUGUGUGGGGUAAGAUUAGGAGGCAGCUAUGUUGAAUAAAUAAUUGUAAUUGUUUGUGUU